This is a messenger RNA of Hyphopichia burtonii NRRL Y-1933, 2899 nucleotides long. Its product is annotated as cleavage polyadenylation factor subunit. Bases 36 to 2876 code for a protein of 946 amino acids. NCBI's taxonomy places the organism in Eukaryota, Fungi, Ascomycota, Pichiomycetes, Serinales, Debaryomycetaceae. The transcript has a single exon. The record is from RefSeq and is a predicted model, not a curated record. Gene Ontology annotation, molecular function: RNA binding. Gene Ontology annotation, biological process: mRNA 3'-end processing by stem-loop binding and cleavage. Gene Ontology annotation, cellular component: mRNA cleavage and polyadenylation specificity factor complex.
UCGACAGAGAUUGUAAGCAUUCUUUGAAAUAAAGAAUGUUUAACUUUACCAUAUUGACACCCUCUAGUGGUGACAUCUCUUGUCGAGCAGCCUUACUUUCUUUUGAUAAUGAGAUCAAGAUACUAGCGGACCCAAGUUGGAAUGGGAAAAAUCCAGAUGAUAUUCUUUUCAUGGAAAGCCACUUGAAAGAGGUCAAUUUGAUUAUAUUAUCCCACUCCACCCCUGAAUUCAUAGGUGGAUUCAUCUUGUUAUGUGUCAAAUUCCCGAGCUUAAUGUCCAAUAUACCAAUUUAUUCUACCUUACCGAUUAAUCAAUUAGGAAGAAUAUCGACAGUUGAAUAUUACCGUUCAUGUGGGAUCUUAGGUCCAUUGGAAUCAGCGAUAAUGGAGGUAGUUGAUGUUGAUGAAUGGUUUGAUAAAGUUCAACCAUUAAAGUAUAACCAGGCAUUAACUUUAUUCGAUGGUAGAAUAGUCAUGACACCUCAUAAUGCAGGACAUACCUUAGGGGGUACUUUCUGGCUUAUCACAAAAAGAUUAGAAAAGAUUAUAUAUGCACCAUCUUGGAAUCAUUCCAAGGAUUCGUUUUUGAAUAGUGCAAGUUUCUUGUCAACAAGUACCGGUAAUCCUUUAUCUUCUUUAAUUAGACCGACUGUUUUAAUUACUAACACUGACCUUGGUUCGUCAAUGUCACAUAAAAAGAGGACAGAGAAAUUUUUACAAUUAGUAGAUGCGACCUUAGCAAAUGGUGGUGCAGUAUUGUUACCAACAACUCUAUCAGGGCGUUUUCUUGAGUUAUUGCACUUAGUUGAUGAGCAUCUUCAAGGAGCACCUAUUCCAGUUUAUUUCUUAUCCUACUCUGGUACUAGAGUGUUGAGUUAUGCUUCAAAUUUUCUUGAGUGGAUGUCUAGUCAAUUGUUUAAAAGUUAUGAAGAUUUUGCCGCUGGUGAUGCUACUGGUCAAAGUAAGCUUCCUUUCAAUCCUGCUAAAGUGGAUUUAUUACUGGAUCCCGAUGAGCUCAUACAACUAGCAGGUCCAAAAAUUGUCUUUGCUUCAGGUAUAGAUUUAAAAAAUGGUGACAUGUCUUCGCAGGCUUUACAAUACUUAUGUCAAGACGAGAAGACUACAAUCAUUUUAACCGAAAAGACCCAUUUUGGUUCAGAAGGUUCAAUCAAUGCACAACUAUUUAAAUCAUGGUAUAAUCUAGCAAAAAAGAAACAAGGUGGUCAAGCUCCUGAAGAUGGUGUCGCAGUUCCAUUCGAAGAAACCAUAUCACUAGAUAGUUGGACUCGCGAAGAGAAGCUUAUUGGUGGUGAAUUGGCCGAAUUUCAACAACGAAUUAACAACCAGAGACAACAAAAGUUGCUCGCUAAAGUAAGAGAAAAACAAAAUGAAAAUUUAUUAAAUACAGACUCUUUGAAUGCUGAAGAUUCAUCCGAAGAUGAAGAUGAAGGAAACACUACGGAAGAAGAAAGAACCGAUGAACAAAGCGCUGAUCCUUCAAAAGCCACUCCAAGUAUAAAUAACGGUCUAGAUUCAAAAGCAAUAGCAGUCAAUCAACUUUCAGCCCAUGAAACCUUCAUUACAGACUAUGUCAAAGAAUCACUAGAAGCAUACAGACCUUUGGAUAUCAAAAUCACUUAUAAACUUAGACCUAGACAGGCUAUGUUUCCAUAUAUUAGUAAUAACUAUAAGCAAAACUUCGACGAUUAUGGAGAAGUUAUUGACGUGAAAUCAUUUCAAAAAGCUGAUGAGUCUUCUAAUAAAAAGCUUAUUAUGGAAAGCAAGAAAAAAUUUGAAAAGAAAUGGGGUAAUGAUAAGGACGGGAAUAAAAAAGAUAGUAAAAAUAAAAACAACAAUCAAAAUAAGCUCACGCCACAAGAACAACUUAAUAAUGAAUUAUUACAAAAUAAUUUAGAUACUUUAUUUAACCCAAGGAAGAGAGUACCUCUUACAGCCGCAUCUACCUUUUCUAACCAAGCAGUUGAGCUAAAAGCAAGAUGUGGAUUGUCCUUUGUUGAUUUAUCAGGUAUAGUUGAUAUCAGAUCUUUGGGGUUGAUUGUGUCUGCAUUAAAGCCAUACAAUUUAUUAUUAUUACCAGACUUGAGUAUAAAAAAUGAUGCAUCUGAAGAACUAGAUGGCUUGAGAACAGUAAGACAGGUCUUCGAGCAACAACAGGAAGAUCAGCAAUUGGAAAACAGUAAAAAAUCCAUGUUCACUUCAUCUCGUUUCCUUUCCUCCUCCGCAAUAAGAAGUGGUGUAAGUGGUGGUUUGAACAACAGUUCAAAAAUGAAUAUCAUAUCCGUCAGCAAUAAUAACCCUGUUGAAAUUGGUGGGGAUGGAAGUGGUGUCGGUAUCAAUGAUUUUGAAGUCAAACUUGAUGAAAAGUUGAUAGAAUCUUUGAAAUGGCAAAAAAUCGCUGAUAGUUAUAGUAUUGCUCAAGUAUAUGGGAAACUUGACGUGAGAAACCCACACUUCAACCCCCACAAAAAACAGAAAACAGUGGCAGAUUAUAUUAAUCCAUCCAGUGAGUUUAUAUUGAGGCAUCUUCUGAAAGAAGAAUAUUUACAGAAACAACAAAAAUUGGUUCAAGAUAAAAAAUUGGCCACUGCAGCCCAAUUAAUGAAUAGAAGCGGGCCUAAGUUGGCCAUUGGUAAUAUUAGACUACCUGAAUUGAAGAAAAAACUCUUGAGCAAGAACUACAAUGCUGAAUUCAAGAGUGAAGGUACGCUUGUUGUCAACGAUACUUUGGCAAUUCGUAAAGUAGCCUAUACUUCUUCGGAAACUGAUGACACUGGGGAUAUAGUUAUAGACGGAAUGAUGGGUCCAUUAUAUUACGAGGUUAAGGAAUGCAUAAGUGAAAUGCUUGCUUAUGUUUAAUGAAGCAAAAUUAUAAUACACGU